CCUCACUCCAUUCGGCAUCUCGCUUACAAUCUCGCGUUGUAUCACCUCGCCAAAGACUACAACAGCUCAAUCGCAAUCCGGUUCAUGCAUUAUCUGCAGGCAGCAAGCAUUGUCGACGUGCAUUGAGGCUGAGGGCUUCAGCCAGUCUGCAGGACAUUGGGGUGAUCUCCAGCGUCUCAGCCACUUCGACCAGACUUGAAAGAGUCGUAACCGUUCUUUCACUUCACUUUCCUGUCAAAGACAUUUCGAGGAGUCUUUCCCUUGUUCGUCUCAUUGUCCAAUUGGGCAAGCGCAGUCUCCGCCUUUACUUGCUGCAUUCUUACAACCCUGCAUCUUCCGCCGAAUGCCGCAACUGUUUAUUCCGGACGCCUGCUCUGAAUCUUCACACUUCCACUUCCAACAGUUAUCGAAAGAGCUUGGGAUUACUCAGGAGUCAUGACGAAGAAACUCACAUAUUCUAGAAAGGACAAGGCGCGGCCACGCAAUAAUGAAGAUCCGACACCAGAUGACGAAGACGGCAGUCGUAAGCGACGGAGAACCGAUAGCCCCAGCGAAACCAGCAGUUUUGUAUCCGUGCCUACAAUAUCGUCAACGGCCUCAAGUAUCCGUGCAAAAGGCUCUGCUAUAUACAAGAAGACAUCGCAGCUUUUCGGUGGGCCCGUCUCUAUCCCGCAGGAUGACGCAGAUGUCGAAGUUACGCCAAAGUCGCGGAAGUCUCUGUCAGGCUUGUUCGACAAAGCAUUGCAAGGUCGCACCACGCAAACCCAAAAGUUCAAGCAACCAAACAUCCAUGGUAGUCGCGAGGAGUUUGUGCGAACGGUUGAAGUCAGGAAGAAGGAGCCUCACAGCACACAACCGAGUGGCAGCUAUCUUCCAACACCACCAUCAGAAGGGCAAAGGCUUCGUAGCAAUGGCACAGGCAGCAGUAACUCGAGCGGACUUGGCGCAAGGCCUAAGCCAGCAAUGGUAUCUGCCACCUACGACGGCUCAUCAGAGGCAACAGAUCUGUGCCGAAAGCGCAGCAAAAGCAAGCCACAAAAGCAGCCUUACGUGCCUAAUACCUACGCAGCCGAGAGGACAUUACAUCCAGGUGCAGAUCUGUUUGGCGACCAAUUACCGAAGCGAUCACGAGAAGUUCAACUAUGGUCCAUGAAUCAGUCCAAGUCACCCUUCUUACAACUUCCAGAAGAUGUGCGUGCACGAAUAUAUGGAUGCGUCCUAGGGGGCAAAACCAUCACUAUCGGCUACGAGACCUACCGCACUGUAGACGGCGCUCCUGAACCUGACAGGGUCGUACCAACCUUCAGGUACUGCUGCGCCGUCUACAGCCAGCCUAACGUCAACCCCUUCAAGAAGCAACUGCCCUACAUCAAUGUUACGUACGGCUAUACUCCGCUCAACAACAUCUGCCGGCAACUCUACUACGAAACGGCAACGUUACCGUUCACACUCAACACUCUCGCAUUCUCAACGCACAAUACCAUGUUCAACUUUCUCUUUCUGGAGCAACGCCUCUCACGCGAACAGCGCGACGCAAUCACAUCGAUCACGCUACAAGACGCACUGCCAAUGCCGAAUCUGCUCAUCUAUAUGCGUAAUUUGCAGAAGGUUGUGCUUGUCGAUGAUCUGCCAGGGAACUCGAAGGGCACAUACAAGGUCACUCGCGUCAAGGGCAAGGCGCCGAAGCUGCUGAAUACAAGGCACGUCUGGGGAGGUUAGUGUUCGAAGACUUUAUUAUCUUUGCAUGCAUCUAGAUUGGCGUUCUGGGACGUUGCCUCGGCAUUAAGAUUACCAAACAUCACGAAAUUAUGGUGGAUAUAGCGCUGUUUGCAUGAAUGGGAGGGAGCGCAUUUCUUUCCUGGUUCUUUGAAGAUCGUUAUAUCAGCAGCAACGCUACGGUAACUCCUGGAGGUAUUGAAGCGGCCCAGGUGGACAUCAUAUGUUCGAGAUCGCAUUGGCGAUUGCAGCGUUACUAUAUUCACUCCUAGAGGCAAGCAAGUUGCCGAGACACCUCACGGCAUUCAUCUAU
Molecule: messenger RNA, 2029 nt
Organism: Macroventuria anomochaeta
Lineage: Eukaryota; Fungi; Ascomycota; Dothideomycetes; Pleosporales; Didymellaceae
Exons: 2
Coding region: 436-1719 (427 amino acids)
Source: RefSeq, a predicted model, not a curated record